Messenger RNA from Frieseomelitta varia, 1971 nucleotides. RefSeq names its product proton channel OtopLc-like. The coding region runs from base 89 to 1870 and encodes 593 amino acids. Gene Ontology annotation, biological process: proton transmembrane transport. NCBI's taxonomy places the organism in Eukaryota, Metazoa, Arthropoda, Insecta, Hymenoptera, Apidae. The record is from RefSeq and is a predicted model, not a curated record. Gene Ontology annotation, cellular component: membrane. Gene Ontology annotation, molecular function: proton channel activity. The transcript has 9 exons.
ACACAGUGAGAAAGGUUGCGAGUUGAAAAAUCGCGACGCCCCGCCAUCGAUAAUCAUAUCGUCAGAGGCUGAUGGAAAAGAGUGCCUGAUGCCGCCUCGAGGAAGAGCGUCGCAUCCACGGAGACAAAGCAUGUCCUUGACUGCCGUUAUCAACCAUCGACGAGGUCUCCUCGGAGCGUUGAUUUCAGGCAUAGGCAGCAACAUGUCCCUGCCCUCCUGCAUCCCACAGGACCAAGAAUUCGUAACGGGACACGCGGCAGCGUGUAAAACGCCGUUGUUGAACAACCGGAAUCAUUCGGAAAUUUUCGAGAAGCAACGUCCCAAUUUCCUACCACUGUCGUCUGUUAACGUGCCGAUGAACGCUUUCGAUUCAACAAAGGCCAAGCAACAGAUGAUCGAUCAACGACCAAAGUUGGUACAGAAAAGGAAGUGUCACGCGAAGAUGGUAUCCAUUGUGAGUACCCUUUACGCGAAAUUAUUGAUCGUAAUUGGACUCGCAGUACCUAUCACUGCCAGUGUGACGGAAAGAAUACCAACUUCUCUGAAUCAGGGUUUCUAUCUGUACCUGUACGUAGUCAGCGUCACGUUUGUGAUCGUCAUGUACGUCAUCGUGCUGAGGGACAAAAUCGUCAAGUAUCUAACGCAGAAAAACAAGAAAGAGCAGGCGUUGAAAUUCGGCGAGGACGCUUGUCAGACGCAACAGUACGGCAGCUUUUGUCUGAGACUCGGCGCGGUGGGAUUCGGCGCUGGCUCGUUGGUAUUUACGGGAUUGCAAAUUGGGGCGGAAAUAGCUUCCGGCCCGUUCAGGGCGAUUACACCGGGUGCCAGGCUGUUGCUAGUCACGGCCCAGAUGCACUUUAUAUUUCUCAACAGUAAAAGUCUCAGCUUGGCCAAGCACACCGCCCUGGCCAAGCUAGGCCUGAUGCACAUGAUCGCGACCAACCUCUGCGAAUGGUUGCAGGCGUUGGUCGAGGAAACGCAGCACGAGAUCGAUCAGCUGGGCGAUACGCACGACGACGAGGACGGUAUCCUCAAGUCCCUGCUGAGAAACGCCAGCCCGUUCCUUUUCCCGUGCACAAUUGAAUUCAGUUUAAUUUGCGCGGUGAUACUGUUCGAAAUGUGGAAGAGGGUGGACGAGAAGAUCGAUGCAAAGAACGAGUCCCCGACCAGGUCUUCGUAUCACCUUAGCAUAGAUUGCAGCAGCUCUCAUAGAGGUCUCUUCGGCGGAAUUUUGAUCAUCGCCGCGACGAUACUGAGCUUGAUCAUGUUCUUCAUGUUGAAGGAGGCCAAGAUGAAGAUAGCUAUUGUUCAGGUCACAGCGUUGGACGCCACUAUACUCGCGUUGGGUAUGAUCGCUUCGAUCGCUGGAACGUUGAAGUUGCAAGCGUUGCAGCAGAAGAUUAUCAAACCAUCGGACUUGGAUACCACGCUGUUGGCGGCGGCUCAAGCUGGAGUUUAUCUGUAUUGUCUGUUCGGAGUUGUUGGUGAUACAUUGACAAUGGGCCCAACUUGGGUACUAUCGCUGAUCACAGAUUUGUUGGCCCUGAUGCAGAGCACCAGCCAGACGCUGCUCAUUAAAAUUGCGUGGGGAAGACGUUGCUCCAGAAACGACAAGCCUGGCAAAGAACUGAUCACCUUCCUGAUAGUCGUCAACAUCGCCCUAUGGACAGUGAACACCCUGGAGAAAUCUCGGGCUGGAGUCCGUCCCGAUCAUUUACGAUUCUUCGGUGUGUGGGCAUGGACGAUCAUCACGCACGUAUCCAUGCCGCUGGCUAUAUUCUAUCGGUUCCACUCGGCGAUAUGUCUGUUCGAAAUAUGGAAGACGUGCUACAAAAGUAGAUCGAACAGCGUCGUUCAAACUCCGUACUAAUUUGCCUCGUUUGAAACGAGACUGAACUAUAGUACUGUUGUUUUAAUAAAAUUGUUACUUUUCGUAAAAGGUAAAACAGUAAAAGAAGUAACGGAGGAAAA